This is a messenger RNA of Heterobasidion irregulare TC 32-1, 417 nucleotides long. RefSeq lists its product as uncharacterized. NCBI's taxonomy places the organism in Eukaryota, Fungi, Basidiomycota, Agaricomycetes, Russulales, Bondarzewiaceae. The transcript is spliced from 3 exons. The record is from RefSeq and is a predicted model, not a curated record. The annotation marks the transcript as partial.
GCCGUCUUCGCCGGCGACUGUGUGCGCUCGUACACUAUCAAGGAAGGUGAUAUCUGUGAUGCUAUCUCUGGCGCCAAUAAUGUCUCCACGUAUCAGUUGGCAGUCAUCAACAAUGGUGUGAUCAACAGCGCAUGCUCCGACCUGACCCCUGGCAAAUCUAUUUGCCUUGGGUAUGAGGGCGAGGAUUGCAACACGACUUACGUGGUGAAGGCGGACGAUACUUGCGAUGGGUUGAGCUCGGUUGCGGGCAUCAAUUCCACCAUGCUGUUCCUGAAUAACCCCCAGAUUGAUGCCGAAUGCGGAAAUCUUUAUAUUGGCGAGGUCCUUUGCGUCUCCAAGACUGUGCAAGUCCCGCCGGCGCCUGUGAAUGGGUUGAAGCCCGCAGUGACGAUCCCCGCUACUGCAACUCCCGCCAUA